AUGCCUCCCUCCACAUACCUUGCCACCGCGCUCAAAGAGCUAACGCUUGAGAAUGCGAGAGUUUCACUGCCCGAGGAGUUCGGGCAGCUGACUGCCUUGGAGAAUCUAUGUCUGGUUAAGCUAUCACAGCUCGGCAGCCUGCCCGCAUCGCUUGGCAACCUGACGAGCCUCAAGGAGCUGAAAAUUGAGGACUGCAGCCUGCUGGCGCAGCUUCCCGACUCUAUCACAACCAGCUUACGAGGCCCUCUACCUGGCAACCUGACAAGCCUCAAGGAGCUCUCUCUCUACUUCUUACCACACCUGCCCGCCCUGCCUGCCUCCCUCCCUUCCAUCGACCACACUCUCACCAGCCUCUGGGUGUCCAAGUGCAAGCGAAUCAAGACACUGACAGAGCAGAUCGGACGGCUGGGAUCGCUUAAGAAGCUAGGACUAUCAGAACUACCCAAGCUGAAGUCGCUUCCUCGCUCGCUGCUUCAGCUGCAGCGGUUGGAGUUUCUGCAAGUCAGUAACUGCAGCACGCUGGAUUCUGUGUUUGGAGAUGAACACCCGGGAGCCGCCGGGCAUGACCUUGGGGAGGGAAGCGCUUGCCUCAACUUGGGUGGCGGAUCCGAGGAAGGUGACAAGUGUGUGCUAUUUCCUUUACUUCAGGGCCUCACGUUUGAUGCCCUUCCGCUCCAGCUGCUCACUCCAUCCGUGGGCUCCUUCUCACUGCAGCUGUGCUUUCUGGAAAACAUCGGAGUCUCGUGCUUUCCAGACGACUUCUGGAAGCUCUCUUCUCUUUCGGCCCUCACUCUUACAAAAGCGCCCAAUCUUUGCAGCCUGCCCAGAAAUUCCUCACAGCUAGCCAAACUGGAGGAUUUGGACCUGGAGAGUUGCAAGCGGCUGGCUCACUUACCCACGGGCCUGCGGCAGAUGGCGAAGCUGCUGGCAUGCGUCAUCUUUGACUGCCCUCUUCUCUCUGCACGGCAGAAGGUGGUGAUUUGCGAGCAAGAGGAUGGGGGGGGGACGGAUAUGGAGGGGGAGGCCGAGGGGAACAAAGGGGAGGAAGAAAGGAGUGAAGGGGAGGGGAGCGAAAGGGAGGAAAGAGAUGUGAGCGAAUGGGAGGAGAGUGAAGGGGAGGAAGGAGAGGUGAGGGAAGGGGAGGGGACAGCCAACUUCACCGGCUUUGCUGCCGAAGCCCCAGGCGGUGCUGAGCUGGCAUUUGUCGAUGCCACGCUGUCAGGCGCGCCCGCUGAGCUGGCAUUCGACCCGGAUUUUAUAGCAAAACCUGGCGCGUUCCUGGGCAAACCGGAGGCGGCGGAUGGGCAGGAGAUUAAAGACGGGAGCGCGGUUCGGGGGAUAGUGACGGGCGCCAUAGUAGGCAGCUUCGAGGAUGUGCGGUUCAAAUCGGAAGAAAAGGAGAAGGAGAAGGCGAAGGCGGAGAGGGGUGUGAAGGAGUUGCAAGUGGUGGGGCUGGGUGACGCGGAGUCCCUCCAGAGGGACGUGUUCGAGGCGGAGAGGCUGGCGGCGGGAAUUAUCCUCACCAAGCAGCUCGUCAACGCGCCGCCCAAUGUGCUCACGCCAGCUGUCCUUGCUGACGUGGCGGUGAAUCUGACUGCCGCCCACGCGGACGUGCUGAAUGCGCGCAUUUUGGAAAAGGACGAGUGUGCCGCCCUGGGCAUGGGGUCGUACCUGGCAGUGGCGGAGGCAUCAGCGGCGGACAACCCGCCCAAGUUCAUCCACGUCACGUACACGCCGCCUGCUGCUGCGGAUGCUGGUCAAACUUCCGCCAAAUCGCCUGUGCAUGCAUCCCUCUUCCUGCGUUGCCUGUCACCCAUGCCCCUUAUCGUUCCCUCCACCGUCCCUCACCUUCCCCUCCUCACCUUCCCCUCCUCACCUUCCCCUAUUGCACCUAUCAACUCAUCCGGUGGCCAUGAGAGGCGCCAGGCAGCAAAGGGCUCCACGAUUCAUCUCAUCGAGUUCUUCUUUGUGCCCACCCUUCCCCACCGAUUCCCACCCAUCGCACCCACCAGUGGUGGGUACAACCUCAAGGCGGGCCCGGGCUCAACGAUUCACCUCAUGAAGUUUGACAUGGGCGGCGCUGCUGCUGUGCUGGGCGCUGCCAAUGCCAUCGCUGCCAUCCAGCCUCAGGGCGUGCAGGUGCAUUUCAUCAUAGCAGCGUGUGAGAACAUGGUCAGUGGGGGCGGCAUGAAGCUGGGCGACAUCAUCACUGCUUCCAAUGGCAAAACCAUUGAGGUGAACAACACGGACGCGGAGGGGCGGCUGACACUGGCGGAUGCGCUGCUGUACGCGCAGCAGCAGGGCGUGGAGAAGAUCGUUGAUGUCGCCACCCUCACUGGCGCCUGCAUCAUUGCCCUCGGGAAUGACAUCGCUGGUACGCCCCUCCUGUGCAUCUCUGGUACGUGCUUCCCAAACAUUGCUGAGGAGGCGUACUGGGAGGGCAUGCGCAGCAAGCAUGCCGACAUGCUCAACACCGGCGGCCGCGAGGGCGGCUCCAUCACUGCAGCGCUCUUCCUCAAGCAGUUUGUGGCGGAGGGGUUGCCAUGGGCGCAUUUGGACAUUGCAGGGCCGGUGUGGAGUGAGAAGAAGGGCGGAGGCACUGGCUUCGGUGCCAGCCUGCUCUACCACUGGGUCGCCUCCCACUCCCCCUAA
This is a messenger RNA of Closterium sp. NIES-65, 2652 nucleotides long. The record is from the annotation of a GenBank genome assembly. NCBI's taxonomy places the organism in Eukaryota, Viridiplantae, Streptophyta, Zygnematophyceae, Desmidiales, Closteriaceae.